This is a messenger RNA of Scatophagus argus, 2626 nucleotides long. It is a transcript of the gene ttll2, whose product is annotated as tubulin tyrosine ligase-like family, member 2. Lineage: Eukaryota; Metazoa; Chordata; Actinopteri; Scatophagidae. Gene Ontology annotation, molecular function: tubulin-glutamic acid ligase activity; tubulin binding. The record is from RefSeq and is a predicted model, not a curated record. The transcript is spliced from 3 exons. Gene Ontology annotation, biological process: protein polyglutamylation; microtubule cytoskeleton organization. Gene Ontology annotation, cellular component: cilium. The coding region runs from base 1 to 1878 and encodes 625 amino acids.
AUGGCUGCAUCCCUUGUGUUCAGACUCCAUGACGGAGGUCCAGAGCUGGUGAGGGAGGUGCUUCUGGAGCGAGGAUGGGAGGAAUAUGAUGAGGAAGAGCAGGAGGAGGAAGACUGGAACCUCUACUGGCGGGGCUCUGCAUUCCGCAACUCACAGUAUCACAACCUGCUGCCGUGGCAACGCCUCAACCACCAUCCCAAGACUGCUGGCAUCACACGCAAGGACUGCCUGGCACGCAACCUACGGAGAAUGAGAGCUACAUUUGGUUCAGCUCUCUACGAUUUCAGUCCCACUGCAUUCAUCCUCCCAAACGACUACACUCGCUUCCUGGCCGAGUACAACAAACUGCGUCUGAGCGGGCGACAGUCGGUCUACUGGAUAUGUAAGCCUACGGAUCUCUCCAGAGGCAGAGGGAUCUUCAUCUUUGAGGAUAUUAAGGCCUUGGUCUACGACUGCUCCGUUAUAGUACAGAGGUACAUCAGUAACCCUCUGCUGAUCUCCGGCUACAAGUUUGACCUGAGGAUUUAUGUGUGUGUGAAGAGCUUUCAUCCACUGACUGUUUACAUUCAUCAAGAAGGCCUGGUGCGUUUCGCCACUGAGAAGUACAACCUGUCAUCUCUCCAUAACCUGUACGCUCAUCUCACCAACACCAGCAUCAAUAAGUUCGGUCCCUUCUACGAGACCAAAAAAGAGAGAGUGGGCCAAGGAUGCAAGUGGACCAUGAGCAAGUUCAGGCAUUUUCUCCACAGCCAAGACAUCAACGAGGUUCUUUUGUGGCAGAAGAUCAACAACAUCGUCACACUGACCCUCCUCACAAUCGCUUCGUCUGUCCCCUCCUGUCCAAACUGCGUGGAGUUGUUUGGCUUUGAUAUCCUUAUUGAUGUCAAAUUCAAACCUUGGCUGCUGGAAGUCAACUACAGCCCUGCGUUAACUCUGGACUGCCAGGCAGAUAUUACAGUGAAGAAAGGGUUAGUCAGUGAUCUGAUUGAUUUGAUGAAUUAUACACUGAAUGACAGCUUGAGAGAGAGGGCUUACCAGAUUCAAGGGUACAAGCAGCCUUGUUUCAACGCUAACCACAUGUCACAUGUUACACCUGUGCUCCCAAAGGUUAAAGACCCCAAGUUUAAGAAGCGAGGGAGCGGUAACCAGUUCUCCCAGACACUCCCACUGCCUCGCCAGCCUGAAAACAUGAAGUCCAGACAACACGCUCUUGUCACAAGCUACCAGAGACACCUUCCUCGGGUUGACUUAAGCAAGAUACAUGCGGCCGGGGGCAGAAUAAUUAACACCAAAGUUACAAAAACCCACUACGAUAAGAAUCUAAACCUGAUACUCAGCUCACAUUCAAGGACAAAUGUGUCAGUGGUAAACAGACAGACAUGUCCAGCUCUUGCUGCGUGGCUAAUGGACAACAGGAGCCCUCACGUGUCUGAGGUUACGCACCAUGACGACGACGCUGAAACAAAAGCUCAGGUGGAGCUCUCAAGACAGACGGAUGCUUCCUCUUCGACACAUGAUAUCCCACAGCGGGGGCUGGGAUUCAGACCUGCCUGGAAGCUCCCGAACAUUCACAGUAGGAAAGAAAGGCCAGUAAGGGCACUGAAGAGACAACAGACUCCUCCGCUCAGGGUUGGAGACUUCAUACGGACCUUCCCAUUCAAUGCAGCCACUCUGAGGGCCUCACAGCAUGAACUGGAUGUUAAGACAAUCAUGCAGGAGAUCCGCAGGCUGACUUGCAUGGUGGCCUCAUCAGACGACAAACUGUGGAGAGCAGAUCAGGAGGUGAAGAACGACGAAGACGGUGAAGAAGACUUUGAUUCACUGUUGUGGGGUCCGAAGGAUCCUCCAUUGCUCAGUCAGUGCUUCAAACCCACUUAGAGUAUUUUUUAUAUUAAGGUGAGUGGGGUUUUACUUUGAACAAACAUUUAGAUUCCUGUAAUUUAUGAAAACAGACAUUUCAUCGAGGGACAAAGAGGCAUAUGCCAGCUUUAAAUGCCUAAUGAGCCCUACAAUGAGAGAACAUCUCUAAUUCACUUAGCUCUGAGCGCUGGUGUACUGAACCCUGUUUGAAUGUUAUUCUCCUCAAUGCGAACUGAAACAGCACAGAGUCUGAAUAUUUGACUUAGUUUAAACGUAAUGUAGCUCACAGACUACAGAACGUAAUACUGUCAGACUGUGUGGAAUAAGAGGAUUUCUCCAGCCGUUUGACUCUACUACAGCAAGGAUUUUCAUAUCAAACUCCAUUUAUAUCAGCAUCUGCUCUCUUACUGCCGACCUCAUGGCGUGCUAAUAUUGUUUGUUUAUUUAUGAUGAUAUCUGUGCACUUCCAUGUUAAUGAGAGCCUCGGUUCCAGUGGCUUUGUGACCCAGCAGACACCCGAGGCUAAUCCUGAAUUAUAGUAAUGACUUGAGUCUUAAUUGAAAGAUGAAUGGUGCUGUCAUCAGGCUCCAAAUACUUGAUGGCGUGGUCUGGAAAUGAGAUCUCUCUCUUCCCUCCACCGGAUGUCGUUUCUCCGUUACAGAUUGUACAAGAAGUACUACACCAUGAGCCAUACGUGUCACAUACUGCAGAGUCUGUACAGUUUUUUCCAUUUUCUGAUUAAGAUGCUGAACGACUCCGUUUGAGU